AUGGACACAUUUUCAACAUUACCCGUCGAACUAGUUUAUCGAAUUAUGGAUCAUCAAAAUGACCGGACGCUUUUUUGUUCAAUGCAAAAUAUUUGUCGACGGCUCAAUCAGAUCCUGAGUACUUACCAGCGAUAUCAAACACUCACCGCACUUUACCUCAGUGGGAACCGAAUCGGUGAUGAAGGAGCACAACACAUUGCUAAUGCGCUGCGAACGAAUACGACACUCACCACACUUGACCUCAGUGGGAACGAAAUCGGUGAUGAAGGAGCACAACACAUUGCGGAUGCGUUGCGAACGAAUACGACACUCACCACACUUGACCUCAGUGGGAACGAAAUCGGUGAUGAAGGAGCACAACACAUUGCGGAUGCGUUGCGAACGAAUACGACACUCACCACACUUGACCUCAGUGGGAACGAAAUCGGUGAUGAAGGAGCNAAAAGAGAUCUUCGCCUUGAUAAUUCGUUACAGAUUGUUAACGAGAAAAUGUCGGAUGAUAUACUUGUCUAUUCACUUGAUGAACUUUUGAUAUAA
This is a messenger RNA of Adineta ricciae, 537 nucleotides long. The record is from the annotation of a GenBank genome assembly. NCBI's taxonomy places the organism in Eukaryota, Metazoa, Rotifera, Eurotatoria, Adinetida, Adinetidae.